Messenger RNA from Trichomycterus rosablanca, 561 nucleotides. RefSeq names its product perlucin-like protein. The record is from RefSeq and is a predicted model, not a curated record. The transcript has 5 exons. Bases 1 to 540 code for a protein of 179 amino acids. NCBI's taxonomy places the organism in Eukaryota, Metazoa, Chordata, Actinopteri, Siluriformes, Trichomycteridae.
AUGCGCAGCGGAAAUCACAAUCGGUCUUCCUCGUUUGAAGAAUUAAGAGAGCAGUUUGCUAACGCUACAGCUGAACUGAAACUGCAGGACCUCAAAACCACCGCAAAUAAGAGCUGUGAGCUGUGUGAUGAAGGAUGGAGGUCUCUUGGGUUGAAGUGCUACUUCUUCUCCACCAAUAAUCUGAACUGGACGCCGAGUCGAGACACCUGUGUUGAGAAAGGAGGUCACCUAGUGAUCAUAACCAGCCAAGCAGAGCAGGAUUUUUUAGCUUCACAAAUUAAAGACCUUCACUGGAUGGGUCUGAAUGAUCUGGAGACGGAAGGAAAGUGGAUGUGGGUGAACAACAAGACCUUGGAUGAGACCGGUGUGAAGUUCUGGUAUAAGAGGACAGAUCAUGUCAGUGAGCCUGAUAACUGGAGAGAAGAGGACCCUUCUGGAGAGAACUGUGCUUGUAUGGGGCAUUUAUUUGGUGCUGUAGGUGACUGGUUUGAUGUCACUUGUCGUAGAAAGCAAAAGUACAUCUGUGAAAAACAAGUGUGAGAUACAAAUAUAAGAAACUUG